Molecule: messenger RNA, 958 nt
Organism: Otolemur garnettii (small-eared galago)
Lineage: Eukaryota; Metazoa; Chordata; Mammalia; Primates; Galagidae
Gene: HMGN5
Product: high mobility group nucleosome binding domain 5
Exons: 6
Coding region: 47-958 (303 amino acids)
Biological process (GO): chromatin organization
Cellular component (GO): nucleus; chromatin
Molecular function (GO): nucleosomal DNA binding
Source: RefSeq, a predicted model, not a curated record
UUUUUUCCCUGCUGACUGUUAAGAUCUCCUGUAAGGAACUGCAACAAUGCCCAAAAGAAAGGCUGCAGGUCAAGGUGAUAUGAGGCAGGAGCCAAAGAGAAGAUCAGCUAGACUGUCUGCUAUGCCUGUGCCUAUUAUACCAGAGCUGAAGCCCAAAAGAUCAUCAACUCCAAGGAAAAUAAAGACAAAAAAUGAUUCAGUGGAAAAAACCACAGAUACAAGUAUCAAAGCAGUCCCUGAAACCAAGCAAGAAGAGGUUGUUAAAGAAGAAUACAACAGUGAAAAUGGAGAAGCAAAAAUCAUAGAGGCACCAGCUUCUGAAAAAGAAAUUGAGGAGAUAGAAGAAGAAAAAACUGAAGAUGUUGAAGAAGAGAGAAGAGAAAAGAAAGAAGCAGUGGCCCCAGAAGGAAAAGAAGAUCAGAAAGGAGAUGAAGAAAGUAAAAGCAAAGAAGAAGAGAAAGGAGAAGAUGAAAAAGAAGACAAAAAUGAAGAAGGUAAAGAAGAAGGUGGAAAAGAGGACAAAUAUGGAAAUAAGAAAGGAGAAUGUGGUAAAGAAGUCAGUAAAGAGAGUAAAGAUGGAAAAGAAGGCAAAGAUAAAAAAGAGAGAGAAGACAUAAAAGAGAAAGGAGAUGGAAAACAGAAUGAAGACAAAAAAGAGGAUGAAGAUGUGAAAACAGACAGAAAAGACAAAGGAGAUAAAAAAGAGGAAAAAGAUGGAAAAAUCAAAGAAAACGAUGAAGAGGAAGAUGGAAAGGAAGAAAAAGGUGGAAAUGAGGAAGAGGCUGGAAAAGAAGAGGAAGAAGGAAAAGAAGAAAAAGAAGGAAAAGAGAAAGAUGGAAAAGAAGAAAAUGGAAAAGGAGGUGGGAAACAGAGAGAAGAUGAAAACAAAGCUGAAAUUGGAAAAGAAGCCAAAAAAGAAGAGCUUGAAGAAGAAAAUGGGGAAAAGACAAGUCUCUGA